Messenger RNA from Tarenaya hassleriana, 873 nucleotides. RefSeq names its product ubiquinone biosynthesis protein COQ4 homolog, mitochondrial. Gene Ontology annotation, cellular component: mitochondrial inner membrane. The record is from RefSeq and is a predicted model, not a curated record. The transcript has 2 exons. Gene Ontology annotation, biological process: ubiquinone biosynthetic process. NCBI's taxonomy places the organism in Eukaryota, Viridiplantae, Streptophyta, Magnoliopsida, Brassicales, Cleomaceae. Bases 71 to 751 code for a protein of 226 amino acids.
UAGUUUCCGGUGACCAACGGAUUUUUCUUUCUGAUUUUAGGGUUUCUCUCGUCGAAAGAAGCAAGGAAGAAUGGCGAUAGAAGCCGCCCGAGUGCCGCUGAGGCGGUGGCAACAGGCGGCGGUUGCGGUUGGAUCCGCCGUCGGUGCGUUGUUGGAUCCGAGACGGGCCGAUCUGAUCGCUGCUCUCGGGGAGACGACGGGAGAACUGGCUUUCGAGAUGGUUCUGGAGAGGAUGAAGAAGAGUCCCGAAGGAAGGGCUGUACUUUUGGAACGUCCUCGUGUUGUGUCAGCUCAAGUGGGUCAUGCUUGGGAUCUCCCGGCCAACACGUUUGGAGCUGCAUAUGCAAGAUUCAUGGGAUCAAGAAACUUCUCUCCGGAUGAUCGACCGCCCGUGAGAUUCAUGGAGACAGAGGAACUAGCAUAUGUAGCCACACGGGCACGUGAAGUGCAUGAUUUCUGGCACACCCUUUUCGAUCUGCCCACGAAUCUGAUAGGGGAAUCAGCUCUUAAGGUGAUAGAGUUUCAGCAAAUGUACCUCCCCAUGUGUAUGCUCUCAGUCAUAGGAGGCACUGUCAGGUUCAACGAGAAGCAAAGAUCACUGUUCUUGAAGCAUUAUCUUCCCUGGGCUGUCCGAGCAGGUAAGGAGUGCUCAGAUCUCAUGUGUGUGUACUACGAGCGUCACUUUCACGAGGACUUGGACGAAGUUCGUAGGAAAUGGGGAAUCAUUCCUUCACCGCGAAUUCCCAAAUGAUGAUUUCCAUUCCAGAACCAGUUCUUGUUACACUUUCAGUAACAUGUUAUGAUGUAAAUGGUCUUUUUUUUUUCUGUCUUUGUAUUCUUCCUUUAAUAUUAAAUAAAUAGAAUUCAAAACUA